AUGAUAGCUAGCCGCUGCCAAUUUUGUCUGCGAAUCGCUGACACAGUUUUGUCCAGUUCCCAUCUCUCGCGGUUUGGGAGCUCUCAUUCGGAUAUGGUUGCCACGGAACCGGAGAGACCACUGCGAAGUCACAGUUCACAUAAAAAGUGGAUCGAGAUGACGACAUCCCCAUCGGUUACAGUGAAUGCUGUUCACAAGGUCACAUCACGUCGUACCACCUGUAUGCUUCGUGCAUGGCUUCGAGAACACAAAGCCAAUCCGUAUCCAACCAAAGGGGAGAAAAUUAUGCUGGCCGUGAUCACUGAAAUGUCACUUACCCAAAUUUCCACUUGGUUUGCUAAUGCCAGAAGAAGAUUGAAAAAAGAAAAUCAACUCUGUUGGAACAAACGUGGACGUCCUCCAAAUGAUGCCGGGGAAAGAAAAGCUCAUCAGUUUCGACAACUCGGUUUGCCCAUCAGAAAUGAUGAGAUUCGCAAGAAAUCUGGAAGCACUACUGCACGACCUGGUUUGGAUACCAUUCAGCACAACUCCAGGAUACAAACCGAUUCAUUUAUUCCCAACUUCAACCGAGCCCGUCUGUUUUCAGAUGAAACAGAAACACAGAUCGACCGAUCUAACAACAGUCCUAGUUUGGAAUCCCUCCCUGAGUGGUACCUGAAUCGCUUGAAUUGGAAACAUCAGAGACAAGCGGAUAAAUUAUGUGAUAGUACUGGAAAUCCCCGAUCAGAAUUUUCGUGUUUAAAAUCGCAUAAACUUGAAGAGUCUUCACGAUUUUCCACGUACAUGACUGAGUCCCUCGGACAGUGCGCCCCGGAAAAAGUACAGCUCCUUCCAUCACAGACGCACUCGCAGUGCUCACCGUUUUCCCCCGAUCAUCUGUCCAAUCCUCUCAUACUUCCUCACCCCAAGAUCUUUUGGGAUGAAGGAAGAUCAAAUUGUUAUGGAAUACUUCAGCGGUAUUUGGCCUCAGCUAGUACGAACUGGAAUUGUAGUCGGACCACAUUUCAGCGUCUGUACGCACUGUUUUUUCAAUAUUAUCAGGAAGAUCUCGUUAGAAAUAAUUCAUCUGAACCGGACCGCACCAUAGAUUCGAUUCAUGUGUCGGAUUUUCAAAACAAUUCAAAUAAUUAUGGUGAAUAUUUAUCCAUCAACCCAAAAGACGAUCAUAGCAAUGGUGCAAACUACCCAUCCUAUUCGGUUCCUUUCUUGAAUCAAACGAAUAAAGAAUUAAACAUUCAGUGA
This is a messenger RNA of Echinostoma caproni, 1242 nucleotides long. The record is from the annotation of a GenBank genome assembly. NCBI's taxonomy places the organism in Eukaryota, Metazoa, Platyhelminthes, Trematoda, Plagiorchiida, Echinostomatidae.